This is a messenger RNA of Pollicipes pollicipes, 1215 nucleotides long. RefSeq names its product aldo-keto reductase family 1 member B1. The coding region runs from base 24 to 1103 and encodes 359 amino acids. The transcript is spliced from 7 exons. The record is from RefSeq and is a predicted model, not a curated record. NCBI's taxonomy places the organism in Eukaryota, Metazoa, Arthropoda, Thecostraca, Pollicipedomorpha, Pollicipedidae. Gene Ontology annotation, molecular function: oxidoreductase activity.
CCAGCGGGCGUCGCAGGGCAUCCAUGAGCAUCGUCCUGAAACCCGGCCUGAGGUAUUUGGGAGGCUCUCGGUGCUGGCGUGCGUGGCUGACACUUCAUCACAAAAAAGUUCAUUGCACACCAGUACAGCUCACCAUGACGCCGCCUCCGCAGCCUGCCUUCCCUUCCGUCAAGCUGGGCUCCGGCCACGAGAUGCCCAUGUUCGGGCUCGGAACCUGGAAGUCACAGCCGGGCAAGGUGCGCGAGGCUGUGGAGACGGCCCUGACGCUGGGCUACCGCCACAUCGACUGCGCCAUGGUCUACGGCAACGAGAAGGAGAUCGGUGAGGCGUUCAAGAACAAAUUCGAGGACGGCACCUGCAAGAGGGAGGAGGUGUUCAUUACCAGCAAGCUUUGGAACAGCUUCCACGCUCCGGAACUGGUGAUACCGGCCCUGAAGCGGACGCUAGCAGACCUCGGCCUCGAGUACCUCGACCUCUACCUCAUCCACUGGCCCAUGGGGUACAAGGAGGGAGACGAUCUCUUCCCGAAAGACAGCGAUGGCAAAAUUAUCCCUUCUGACGCUGACUACGUGGACACGUGGAAGGCGAUGGAGGAAGGCGUCACCACCAAGCUGGUGCGGUCUCUGGGCGUCUCCAACUUCAACGAGGAGCAGUUGGAGCGUGUGCUGGCCGUGGCUAAAGUGCCAGUCUGUGUGAACCAGGUCGAGUGCCACCCGUAUCUGACCCAGAAGAAGCUGAUGGAGUUCUGCGCGCAGAAGGAGGUGGUCAUCACAGCUUACAGUCCCCUGGGCUCUCCGGACCGGCCCUGGGCCAAGCCGAGUGACGUGGAGCUGAUGGACGAACCCAAGCUGAAGAACAUCGCCGACAAGUAUAAGAAGUCGGUGGCGCAGGUGCUGAUCCGCUACCAGCUGCAGCGCGGCAACAUCGUCAUCCCCAAGUCAGUGACACCCAGCCGUAUCAAGGAGAACAUGGAGAUCCUGGACUUCGAGCUGAGCAGCGCCGACAUCGCCUCGAUCGACUCGUUCGACCGUUGCGGCCGCUUCUGCGGCCUGGAAUGGCUCAGCUAUCACAAGUACCACCCAUUCCCGGCCGCCUCCAAGUAGGCGGGCCGGCCGCCGCCAGGCGAAGUGGGUGCGCUCUCGAGCUUCGGAACCGCGACGCCGAUCAUCACCAUUCCAGUGUCAAUACACGUCAGCGGGACUGUCGCGUGCUCUU